CCCCCGGCGGGCGCUCGCGGUUGUGGGCGGGGCCCGGAGCUGUCCCCCGGGAUCGUCACCAUGGGCAGCAAGAUGGCGGCCGCCACCAGGGCGGUGCAGGUAGUCAAGCCACAUACUCCAUUAAUAAAGUUCCCAGACAGAAAAAGUGGUCCCAGACCUAAAAUACAGGAAUCUCUACAAGCAAGUAUGCCAUCUCCCCCUGCUUCAAAAGCACAGGAAUCUGUAGGAGGCAUAUCACCAGCUUUUCAAAAUAUUUCACCUGUUAGUAGAGUGCAAGGUACACCAGACACUUCUGAAUUAACAAGAACCUUACCUCAGAAAUACAGAAGGAAACUAAUGUCAGAUGAAGAGAUUGAAUAUAUUCAACGUGGAGGUCCAGAAUAAAUUGGCCAUUGUUGAAGAAUGAGAUAUUAUAUUCACAAUAAAGGCAGUUCCUUGAUAUUAAAAACUAUUAUAUACUAAUAGCUUUAAUAAAAUCCCAUAUAAUGGGUGAGAAGAUUGAUCCAACACACAAGAUACUGAUUUGUGACCGAGAAGGAUUUCAUGUUGAUGGCUAAUAGCAACUGAAUAUAUAUGAUGUCUGCACAUUAAAAUAUUUUUCUAAUUAGCCAUUUGAAAAGUCA
Catharus ustulatus (Swainson's thrush) is the source of this 623-nucleotide messenger RNA. RefSeq names its product mitochondrial ribosomal protein S36 (gene KGD4). The coding region runs from base 61 to 384 and encodes 107 amino acids. Lineage: Eukaryota; Metazoa; Chordata; Aves; Passeriformes; Turdidae. Gene Ontology annotation, biological process: 2-oxoglutarate metabolic process. The record is from RefSeq and is a predicted model, not a curated record. The transcript is spliced from 4 exons.